AUGAUUAUUGACGUUAUUUAUGCAGAUGCUAUAAACAAACUCACUUCUCAGGGGAAAAUUGCAGAUAUUUCUCGCAAAUUAUUAGUAGCAGAUAAUAACAGCGAUAGAGUUUUAUUAGUUUACGAUGUCUUUGAAGAAAGCAAAUUUUUCCCAAGUAUUUUGCAGCACCAUAAAAGUGAGAAAGUGUCUACACAUUAUCGUAACCUAGGCAACCAAUGCUAUCAAAAGAAAGAUCAUUAUAAGGCAUGGCAAUAUUAUAAUUUAUCAUUUCUUUAUGCCCCUUUGGAUUCAGAAAGCUAUGCACUAGCACUAUCUAAUAGGUCGGCUGUAUUUUUUUCAUUAGACAAAUAUGCUGAAUCUUUACAAGAUAUUGAACAUUGCUUUUCCUUAAAUUACCCUGAAAAAGUUCGGGAUAAAUUGAUAAAAAGGAAAGAGCUAUGUAAGGAAGCACUAAGUAGCGUUCAAGAUGAAGCAGAAAACCCAGAAGGAAAAGAUAUAUUAACAUUUAAGGGGGAAAAAAGUGAAAGAUAUGUUGGUGCCAGCACAAAACUUGAAGUUGUUUAUAACAAGGAAAUGGGUAGACAUGUUGUUGCAAAGGAAGAUAUUAGGGUUGGUGAAGUACUUGUUGAGGAGCAACCUUAUUUUGCAUUACUUUUAAAGCAACAGCUCCUUUUUGGUUGUAGCUAUUGUCUCUCUAGGAAACUGAAUCUAAUUCCUUGCAAAAAUUGUUGCUUUGCUCUUUACUGCAAUGAAGAAUGUAGCUCAAAAGCCUGGAAAGAGUAUCAUGAAGUAGAAUGUCCAUUGAUGGCUACGUUGGUGGAUAUGAAUUUCACCAAACUUGAAUUACUUGCUCUAAGAACUGUUAUUAAGGCUCGCACUGAUCAUCCAGAUUGGGAGUCUUUAUAUAAGACAAUCGAGGAAGCCGAGUCAAAUGUUGAUACAGAGUUUCAUGGUCAUGUAAAAGUUGGUGAUAAAUGGGUGUAUGACUCAAAAUAUUAUGCCUCAAUUCACACCUUAGCAACCAAUGUGGAGAGAAGAUCUAUAUCUGAUAUAUUUCAAAAAUCAGUAACUGCUGCUGUGUUUUUGAAAUUUCUUUUAGAUGAAACAAAUUUUAUGGAUGCUGAUACUGAAGAGGCCAAAGAAAAGAUAUGGCGAUGUGUGGCUGGUUUACUUUUGCUUCAUAGUAUGACUAGUCCAACAAAUAUGCAUGGUAUCAGUGCUAAUACAGAGGCUGGCGGGAAUGGGAAAUUUGGAGAUGUAAAUAUAGCCAGUGCACCUUAUGCAUUUCACAGCCUUAUAAACCACUCAUGUGCCCCAAAUGUAGUGAGGUACAGUCAGCUUGGUACCAGUAACAUGACAUUGUUUGCUUUGCGACCCAUUAAAAAAGGAAUGCAGUUAUAUGAUAAUUAUGGUUCCCAUCAUGCAAUAGAGGACCGCAUGGUGAGGCAGACUUCACUGCAGUUCCAAUACAAAUUCAUGUGCAUGUGUGAGGCGUGUGUUAACAACUGGCCCACAUACCUGACUAUGCGACAGAAGAAGAUUCCGCCGAAAAUAACCAGAAAUAAAAAUAAAUUUCUCAGUUACAACAUUAUUGAUAAGCUUCAGCAUGGCGAUAAAGAAACGGCAAUUAAAAUAUUUCGUAAGCUAUGUAGCCUUUGCGAAGAAUUGGAGAGUUACGCUCCUUGUAUUGAGCUAUGCGAUUGUCAGGAAGGUCUUAAACAAUGUUUGGUUAUUAUGGAGGGUAUCUUACCUUACGGUUGCAAUGAAAGCGUAGACUGGCAAAUGAAUGUAUUGUGACUGAAGCGUUUGAGGAACUGUUGCAGAUUCUUUAUUAUAUUCUCAGUAUUGCAAGCAACAUUACUAUAUUUUUAUAAUAUUAAUCUCACGGAAAUAUUUAUAUCUUUGCUACUUUAUAUAUUUGAUUGUCUUAAGACGGUUUUUGAGUAUAAUAUUUAUGAAUAUACUUUUGAAUAAGAUAUAUUAUCUAUACUUCUACUACAUAUAUUAUUGUAUUUAGAAUACAAAAAUUAGAUGCAUAAAUAGUAUGAACUAAGUCAUUCGCAACUAGUAUGUGGUAAUUUGUAAGAGAGUAUUAAAGGCCAUAGACACUUAAUAUAAAUUUAAAAAAUAUUGGCAUGGCAGAAUUAAGUUAAAGUUACUUUAUACAUUAUAACUUGUAAGUAUUCAAAUCAAUAUUAACCUUUGUAUUACACUGAUAUUAAAUGUGUGAUGUUAGCAUAUCUAAGAUAAAUGUGUGUGUGAUGCUAUCAUAAUAUAGUCAUAGUUUUUAUAUACCACCUUUACAUUUGCGAUAAGUAAUAUACAUACUUACGAUUAGUAGGUAGUAAGUUAUAAUUACUCACUAUUAUGCUACGUUUUAAGAAAACCCUUAGGGUAUUUAUUUAAAAUUUUUUCUCUGAAAAGCCGGGUCCGCUGCGCCUUUUUUUCUUUCGGCUUCGCCUGCGUAGUCAUAAAUUUAACAAAUUAUGUACCAACUCAAAACAUGGUCGAGGAUCACGCAACCUAUUGGUACAUAGUUAAAUGCAAAUUUUUGAAUUUACCUCGAGCAGACACCCAGACAGUGAGACAGACGCGGCGGAGAACUUUCCGUAACCCAUAGUAUAUAUUUUUUGUUUUUGUUAUUCAUUUCUAGUUGUAAACAAGCCACGGUUAUUUUAGAAUUGUAAAACAUGUUAUAUGCGUGUGGAGCGGACCCGGCUUUUUAUUGACGAAUAAGUUAUAAGCAGUCACAUUGAGCUGCCUAGUUAUUUUUUAGAUGCUCAAUAAUAUUAUAUCAUUAAGAGAUUGUAUUUGAGAAUUGUGUAUUAGAUAGUGAUGUAGGCUAUAUUAGUUUAUCCCUGGAUAAACUUUGUAAUAGAUACAUAAAGUACUUCUGUACUUAAGUUCUGUACGUAAGGGGAGGAACCUAUUACAUUUUAUUUAUUACCUAGGCAACCUGGGUUGGCGCGUGUUUUCAUUUGCAGCUAUCUCCAGUCUUUUAAGUUUGUUUGAAUUAUUUAAGAUAAAUAGAAUUCACGUUUUCUUUUUGUUUUGAAAUUUGAUAAGUAUGAGUAAGCAUUUAAGGUGGACAAUACUUUACUUCAAAAUUAUUCUUUAUGGAACUUAGUUAUAUAAGUUUAAACGAAUCUUGAAUUAUAAUUAAUGUAUCAGUAUUUUGUACUUUGUAUUAAAAAAAUAGGUGAAGUAAUUAAUCUUUUAAUACUUCCAGUAAGUUGUUUUAUUUAUAAUUAAAAUAAGUAACUUUAACGGAAAUACCACAUGACAAGGAACUAAAAGCUGUGGCUCGUAAGAUUUAUAUACUUCCAAGUUAUUACGGAUUUAAUAUAAGCGAAUAAGAAAUGUAAUGCCAAAUAUAAAUCAUAUUAUAAUAUAAUCGAUAAAUCGAUUAGUUACCUAACAUAUUAUAUGUAAGUUAGUUGAAGUGAUUCAAGUGAAUGUAAUUCAAUAUAAGCAUUUUCAAAUAAAUUCUCUUUGUAGCAAA
Colias croceus (clouded yellow) is the source of this 3502-nucleotide messenger RNA. RefSeq names its product SET and MYND domain-containing protein 4 (gene Smyd4-4). NCBI's taxonomy places the organism in Eukaryota, Metazoa, Arthropoda, Insecta, Lepidoptera, Pieridae. The coding region runs from base 1 to 1797 and encodes 598 amino acids. The record is from RefSeq and is a predicted model, not a curated record. Gene Ontology annotation, molecular function: protein binding. The transcript is spliced from 2 exons.